Molecule: messenger RNA, 9425 nt
Organism: Chiloscyllium plagiosum (whitespotted bambooshark)
Lineage: Eukaryota; Metazoa; Chordata; Chondrichthyes; Orectolobiformes; Hemiscylliidae
Source: RefSeq, a predicted model, not a curated record
UUCAUAAUCCCCAAGUCCAAACAACUGAUCUUUCUUCCCAAAAUCCACAAAUAAACUUUCCUGGACCCAUAUUUCAGCCUGUUCCUUUCCCACUGAAGUAAAUUUGUCCUACUAUAACUACUUUUUCUCCCCACGCAGUCUCUUUGCAGAGCAUGUUCACUCAGUCUGCAGAAUCGAUCCUGGCCUUCUGGCUACUAGCCAUUUUGAUUCUCACACUUUCGUCCUUGACAUAUUGUAAUAUUCUAGUGAAGCCCAACACGUUGUCUCCUCCCCUCAGGCAUGUUGCAGCCUUCUGGACUCAACAAUGAACCCAACAACUUUAGAUCAUGAACCCUGUCCCCCACUUGGAUUUGCUAUUUUCAUCAAGUGCCAAUCUGUAUCUUGUUUUCAUGCUUUUGCUAUUACACAAAACAGUCUCUUAUUCUGCUUAUGAUACUUGUUCUAGACCAAUUGUUUCUUUACUACAAUCAUUGCCACGACCUUUAACAUCUUUGUAAUUUAAUCUCUGCUUCACCUGUCCCUUACCUUCCCUUUUCUAUUUGAUAUUUGCUACUUUUUCAAAAGCGUAAAACUCAUUACAUACCUACCUUCAAAAGGUUCGGUCUAUUCUCAGUGGUUAGCCAGAGUAGUGAAACUGAGCAUCAUAUUUUAUGCGAACCUCAUUCAAACAGCUGCUUACUCCAGUCCCCUGAACCCACAAUGUAAAAACCAGCAGAGUCAACUUGUCUACAACCUUUUGUUGCUCUCAAGGAGAUGGUAUAACUAUCAUAUUAAAUUCCACAGAACUGGCACUGGUGAAUGUAUAGAAGAUGAAAGUAAGUUGUUGCAUUAUUCCCACUUUCUUCUCAAUCCUUAUCGUAAAGGACAACAAGAAAAAAAACAACUUUUGUGACUGGGAAAACUUGUUUUCCUCCACAUCUUGUUUCCCCUCAAUAGGCCCCUUUGCAUUCCUUUUCUAAAUUCAGAUAAUGAGCUAACGCAUAAUGGGAGGAUACUUUCUGAUGAUUUACUGCUGCAGCAGCUCAGGUAGAGAUCAUGAGAUUGCUGCUGUCAAAAAGGCUCUGAUUGCUGUCAUCAUAGGUUGAGAUCACAUUGCUCAAUGGGCGAUGCAGGCUUUUACACGGUCCAACAGAUUCCUAAGAUUGUUAAAAUUUUGCCCCACAGACAUUGCAGAUAGCUUGAGAACUUUCAUGUUCCUCUGAGCAAUGAGCUCUGCACCCGUGACGGUAUCAAUCAGAAUAUCAGCAAUUGUGCUCCGACCACUGCCAAUCAAUGAAUGCUCUUGCCUUUCAAUCAACCAACUCACGCUGCUGCCAAUCUUGAUGUUGGAAGGCCAAAGAAAGGCCCUGAGGAACCAGGGAUGCUCAAGGGUUGCCGGCAGUCUUUCCAGUGAAAAUCAGCAGCCCCUGCACCAGCCAUACAUUGAACCCUGGGAAGAGCACAACAAGCACUCGGGAACGGACAAGGAUAACCAGUUUUUGUUUGUAUUAUUUAUGGGCUUACAUUGUGACUAGAUUGUGACAAAUAUGAAGGAUGUGAAUUUGAUUUGUUGGACUUCGUGGCUUUAUGGACAUUGCACAAUACGUGCCUGCAGCAACUUACAAUUGAAAAUCCACAACUGCAAUGUGAUUUGGGAUCAUAUUUGUCAGAUAAAUUUGUCUUCAUGAAGAUUCCUGACAUUGGUGAUGUAAUGAAUAAAUUUGAAGUCCUUGGAAUUGUAGGUGAAGGAGCCUAUGGGGUGGUACUAAAAUGCAGGCACAAGGAAACCAAUGAAAUUGUGGCUAUCAAGAAGUUCAAGGACAGUGAAGAAAAUGAGGAAGUUAAGGAGACAACUUUAAGAGAGCUUAAAAUGCUCCGUACUCUAAAACAAGAAAAUAUUGUUGAACUUAAGGAGGCCUUUCGAAGAAGAGGAAAACUUUAUUUAGUGUUUGAGUAUGUGGAGAAGAAUAUGCUUGAAUUACUUGAAGAGAUGCCAAAUGGUGUUCAACCUGAAAAAGUGCGAAAUUACAUUUACCAACUAAUCAAAGCAAUUCACUGGUGCCACAAGAAUGACAUUGUUCAUCGAGACAUCAAACCAGAAAACCUUUUAAUCAGCUACAGUGAUAUGUUAAAGUUGUGUGAUUUUGGAUUUGCUCGGAAUUUAUCAGAGGGCAGCAAUGCAAAUUACACAGAAUAUGUGGCCACUAGGUGGUAUCGUUCACCUGAGCUGCUACUUGGAGCUCCAUAUGGAAAGGCUGUUGAUAUGUGGUCUGUGGGUUGCAUUCUUGGAGAACUAAGUGAUGGACAGCCACUUUUUCCUGGAGAAAGUGAAAUAGAUCAGCUUUACACAAUUCAGAGAGUAUUGGGACCACUACCACCUGAGCAGAUGAAGCUCUUUUAUAGUAAUCCUCGUUUUCACGGCCUACGGUUCCCUGCUGUAAACCACCCUCAGACUCUGGACAGAAGAUACCUGGGCGUUAUUAGUGGAGUUAUGUUGGACCUUAUGAAGAACUUGCUGAAGCUAAAUCCAUCUGAAAGAUACCUCACAGAACAAUGCUUAAAUCACACUGUGUUCCAGACUCAGAGGCUGUUGGACAAAUCUAGUGGCACUUCUCCAACACGGUUAACUAAAAGAAAACCUCAUCAUGCAGAAAACAGAAAUCAUGGCAACAAAAGUACAUCUCAGUCAACCCGUUCAGAAAGCCGAGAUCAGCAGAACCUCACUGUCAGUUUUAAGCGAGCAGAUGAUAGCAGUCAGUAUGAUGGCACUUCUAAUGAAAGUUCAGCUGCACUGAGCCCAAACCUUAUUCCCUUGCCAGAUUAUCAACAGACAAAACAGAAUCUCUCUGGCAGCAAGGAUUUAACCAACACUAACUUACCGCUUCUUCCCAGCCCACGUCUAAACUCCAAGGAAGCACAUUCUAAGUCUAAAGCAGAUUUCCAGGCUGAUCAAAAGGUUGCAGAAGGUCCAGGUGCAAAAUACUUAAAACCCAAUACAAAGUCUCAGCAGAAUCGACAUUCAUUUGUAGAAAUGCCACAAAAUAAAACUGGAACUCUACCAACUGAAAAACCUAGCCGUCACAGUUUCAUAGAACCAGUACAAAGCUCUGUCUCUCAGCAGUCGAAAAAUCCACCUGUUUUAACACCAUCCAAAACAUACAGGACAUUGAGUGAUUCAAGGUCAGUUGGAAACCUUAGUGACAUGAAAAUACAUGGGGAGGAUCAGACAUCCAGAUAUUUCCCUUCAAGCUGUUUGGAACUCAAUGCUUCAAACAAUACAACUGGACAAACGGAAAACAGGACAAUGCAAAAUCCACCUGCUGCAACCACCCCCAUGAGUAAAAGCCUGGAAUCCCGCAAACCAGCCACAAGACACUCAACAAAUGAAGAAGAGCUAAAAGUUCCUGCCAGUAAUGAAGGGGGUCAUUCACAUUCAGUAUCUGCUCCACACGAGUCUUUUCCUUAUGACUUAAAUUAUCCCAGUCCUUAUGCCUCCAAACCCCGUUCACAGAGACACUCUAUGUAUAUCCCAAGGAAACAAGUAUCUGAAAUUAGCUCUGGAGGUAUGGGACAGGGAAUGCCUGCUAGGACAAAUAGUUUGCAGAUGUUGUCUCCUCAAAUGCAACAUGCUCGGACCUCUCUCUCAAGAGGUUCUGUGGGCUCCUCUCGUGAGGACUGUACAGAUACCCCUGGGAUGGAGCAAUCCUUAUCUGAUGGAAAGCAUAGCCGACCACCAAUCAAAGAUUCUACGAGGGAUAAUGCAAUGUCAUUCCACAGCCAUCAACAUCAGAUCGAGCCUGGAGGAUAUCAUGACAUUCACUUAGAAGAUGGUCUAUCCACAAAAGAAAAUAAGUAUGUGUUUUCUGAUACAAUGCCCAGGGAUAGACGAGUACGAAGCUAUUAUGAAGACUAUUCUUCAUUGGAGGGCACAUUCGGUGAGAGAGGUCCAAUUAAUGUGUCAAUGACCGGUAACUCCAAGUCAAAACACUCCAAAAGACAUACAUCUUUCGAUCUUUGGAAAAGUACAGAGAAUCUUAACAUAAAUCCCCCGGAACAAACGAAGGAGAAGGGCAAGGGUUUCUUCAGAGCAAUAAAAAAGAAAAAGAAGAAAUCACAAACUACAGAGAACUGCGAUGGAGAAAAUCCAAGUAUCAGAAAAUCCCUCUUUCCUCUUUUUAGUGCAAAGAAUCAUUUAAAACAUAUCUCUUCCUCCAGAGAACUGCCUGUAGUCAAUCUUCCCAUGAUGCCUAGUAGUGAUGGCCACGAUCGUCUGGCAUUGCAAAAGGCAUUACAUACCAGCCAAAAUAGAGAGAGAGACUGGCCCAUUGACAAGAUGGCAGACGUUCAGCCUCAGAAACACCCUUUGAAAUCACUGCGCAAAUUUUUGCAGCUACCUACUUCAUUCAGUCAUUCUACUCCCUCAGAAGUACGGUUUCAACCUUUGCCAAACCAGCCAGUCAAGUCAUCUCACGUUGAGGGUCGCAUCCAUGCUGCGGGGCAGACUCCUAACAGCAAUAUACGACAAGAUUCCCAGGCAAAACCUAGAUCAACUUUUCAACUACCUGGGCAAAUGGAACCUAUCUGGCAUGUGCUGCCAAGUGGCCGGACUGGAAUCGAUGGAACUAUGAACCCUGACCAAAUGAUUUCCAAAUCAAGUCAAAAUGGUCAUUCUCUACAUUUAACCAGAACAGCACGUUCCAGAAUGCCAAAUCUAAAUGAUUUAAAAGAAACAGCACUGUAGUAAUUUUUCUUUUAAUCAUUCUGAAAAUGAAUAUACUUCUAUAUCCGAUGAAUAGCCAGGUCCCUUUAAUAAACAUUACUGCUGUAAUGUUGGAAGCAAUUUUUAAACAUCUUAAUCAUGACAGUAAUGCAAUAUGCAGAAUUAUCUUAACUUGUUUGAAGUUUUGCAAAACAGUACCUAGUGGCUGUAAUGAUGGUUAGCACCUGUAAUGAUUAUUAACAAAGUUCACAAUUCAUAUGAUCAGACUAUUCUGUAACAGUUUAAACAGUUUGUAGUUAUAACAAAUAACAUAUUUGUACAUUGUUAGAACUGGAGUUUGUCCUGAUAUCCAUGAUUUCACAGAGCACAAUGUUAUUGUGUACUUAAUGCACAGUGUAUUCACAAGCUGCUGAUGCUUUUUAGGCAUUUUGUACACUUUCUUCCUCAAACUGUUGUAUUUGCAUUAUAUUUAGGCAUAUGAGUAGUGGUAUUUCAGCGAAUAUACUGGCAAUUAUGUUUCGUGUGUGGUUAGUAGCUUGUCAAAGUUUGAUAAAAGGAUUUUAUUUUUGGUAUGUAAUAUAGAAUCUGUACAAACUACUUUAUGAAAAUGAUAUACAAGAAUAACAAAUUACAAAUUGUUACAAAAUUGUCACCUGGCAUUAACUGAAAUGCAAGGCUCAAAUGGUUUAUCAAUGUAAGAUGUAGUGUUGGACCUGUUACUUUGAAAUAUAUGCAAUUGAGAUUAUAUCAUUUUCAUUCUUUUGGAUAAUGUGGGGACUUUGCUUCAAUCAAAUCAUAUGGCUUGAAAUGGGUAAAUUGAACUGUAGGGAUAUUUGAUUUAGUUUACUGUGUAUUGUGGUAAGUAGUGAACUAGGUAUAUAUUGUAUCGAGAAUAAACGUUCAAAUGCACUUGACUCAAAUUAUAUAAACUGCAAAAGUAUAGCUGGAAUCAAUUUUGCAGCAUCUAGAUCUUCUAGCAGACAAGUUACUUUUUAUCUUUGUGGUUUUGUUUUAAGUUGAUUUAUACUCUUCGACUUUUGUAUUCUGCAUUAUCACCAUGAUAACAGUACUGAACCAGUUCUGUUUCUUCCCACCCUCAAAUAAUUUUACUUGAUUAUAUGUUGAUAUAGUAGUGUAUGCUAUGUUUCCUCUGGAGGAUAUAUUGAUACAGUAGUUAUACACUCAUGCCCCUUGAUUAUCCAGAAGUUUCACUGAUGGUGGCUGUGAGCAAUGGUAGCUGGCCAUGUACCAGAAACAAAACAAGGAUUACCAUUAGUUUGUUAAUUAUUGCUCUGACAUCUAGAGCAUAAAAUGUGAAAUUUUACUCUUCCCUGUAGAUCACUUUGCCUCUGCCUCAUCAGGAGUUCCUUAUGAAGUUGCCGAGGAAGCAGUCUUGGGUUUCUACAAAGAGUUUAGGACUGUGUGAUUGUUUUUUAAGGUAAUGGGUAUGCUGAAUAUCAUGUGUUCUUACAAACAUGCUCUUUAAAUGACCCGUCUAUAUAUAUUUGGUGAAAAUUGGGCAUUUCAUUAAAGCAGGAGAACGCCAUCUUCAUUGUUAAUCUCACAUAAUUUUCUGUGGGAACUCAAGCCCCUCAGGCAGAAAAGUAAGUCAUGAUUCUUGGAUCAUGCCUUGUCUGACAGAAAAAAAUUGCAACACCUCAAAAUUGUACUUUUGCUGGAUUAUGAUUGUGCUUAUAUUUACUUUAUUAUAGGUUGUGUUCUUUUAUGUUAGAAGACAUGUUAUUUUCAUGUAAUUUUGCACUUCCAGCAUCUGACAUCUAGAUCUUUUGCCCGUGCCUUAUUUUGUGCCUUUUUUUUUUAAAUGUUGACCUUUCCCUUCUGCAGUGAUCCCUCAAACAAAAGUUUUUGCUUUUUUUUGAAACAGAAAUAAGUGGCCAAAAGAAAAAGUACAGGUUUAUGCAAAGUCCUGGUUUAGAUCUGGCCUUAAAAAUGGGCAAACAAUUGAACCUUAUUCAAAUUUGUAAUUCAUCCUACAUUGUGCAUAAGUUGUUGUAGAAAUUAUCAAAAUCAUCUUUUGAUUUUUAUAAAGGAGUUAAGUUCAGAUCUUUAGCAGAAUCGAAGGAUUUGCUUUUCACUUUGCUUUGUAUUUUAGACUACAAUGACAUCUUGAUUGAGUGACAAUGUAGGAGCAACCAAUAUUUGUAUGCCACUUCUAUUUUAUCGAUGUCUAUUUUUCCUUCGAUUAUACAAUUCAAGUGCAUGAUGGGAGAGGAGUGUAACAGACUAAAAUUUAUUCAUUGAAAAUCUCAUGUGGUCAAAGGGAGUUUACAGCAGUUGUAGUAACCAAUCAUUCACGAGCUUGUGAUUCUCAUUCUGCAGUCACAGUCCCUUUUAGAAGGUUUAGUCAUAAUUGUCACAACUUAUACAAUAUAUACCAAACAAUGAAUUUUCCAAUAGGGAUGAAGCUAAUUUUUAAAGAAAAUUAAGUAUGACUGAGAUACAUCAAGGAAAUUUUGCCGCUUUUUCAUACAGUAAUUACAUACUCGGCUGACCAAAUCAAACUUUUGUCUUUAUAGCAAAAGUACAGGGUACAUGGUUGUCAUGUCAUUACAGUUUCUGCCAUUUAGCUAAGAGUAUUGGUGGCAACAUGAAUUUGAGCUUGCUGCCCUGCUAUUAGGACUACGUUCCAUUAUUCUGAAGCAAACUCAUCAAAUGUAUGAUAAAAAUUGCAUACUCUGUAACUCACCCAUUAAUGAAUGAUGAGUUGGCAACAGCAAAAAUGUACACUAGAUUUUAAGCAAAUUUUAUGAUAUUGUGGACUCCAUUAAUAAAUAGGAUUCAUCAGAACCAGAUGUAUAUCUGCCUUUUUUAAUAAAUCGUAACAGUAAUGUUCCCACUAAAUUGCAAAUGAGAUUUGAUUUGUAAUGCCAGCACAUUAAAAUAAUUUAAUAAUUUGAAGAUUUGUGUAUUCCAAAUGUCCCAUUGGCAAAAGGCACUAAAUUUGUUGCAUGCAGACAAUUGGUGCAAAAUCCACGUUUGACUAAUUACUUUACACAAUACUUUUCCAUGAAAAUAGUGCCUUGUUGGUUUGCAGCUAAAUUUGCACUAUUGUGAGAUGUCUUUCACUGGUACCUUGCCUGAUUUAUUUUGAGAGAUUUCUGCGACAUCUGUACCAACAUCUUUUCCAGACAUGGUUGUUCUGUCAGUAUGAUUUUCCUUGCAGUUAUUCCAAUACUUUGCAGUCUUGCUAGACAUUUCUGUUCCUUCCCUGCUACUGAAUGAUAUAAUUAUUUUAUGAGUAUUACAUGUUCUGGCUAGUUAUGCUACCUAGAUUUCCUACUGACUAUACUUUACUUCAGUGUCAUGUGUUCAAAGUGCUGCGAACAUAAAUAAUUUUUAUUUAAUAUAAAUAAUUUUUAAAUAUUUAUAUGAAAGCUAUUGAUAAACAUUCUUUCAAGAGCUAAAAUAUUCAGAACGUGGGGCAUUUUAAUAUUACCUUCAGUCAGCAGGUGUUGAGUGGCUUCUACCCAUUGGCAUUGUCAUUGAUGGAAAAUUUCUAUACCUUGUGAACAAAGUACACCCAAAUUCUCAUUUUGAAAUGUGCUUACAUGUAUUACGACAAGUAUCAGAUUUUGAUUUGUCAAAUUUGUGUUUUUGAAUGUCAUUGCAAACAAAGCUCAGAUGGUCAGGUUCAGUAUUAAUGAGAUCAUUUACAGAUUUCAGUAUCUUCAACAGCUACAAUGUAAUACAGGCAUUAACUUUGAAACAGGCUACUCUUAUAUUCUGCAGAACUUUAAGUUUAAAAUUUUGCUUGCUGUUACAUUCAGUAUUAUAAACUUUUUUUGUAUCCACACACUUUCUCAUAUUAAACCUUAUAUGGAAAGGUCAAUUUUCAGAGUUAAAACUUGGAGGGGAAAAAAAGUUGUUGCAUAAAACAACUAAAAUGUUGAGAUUUUUAUGCCACAUUUUUAAAAUCGCUUUUAUACAAUGCUCAUUGAUUAAUAUAAAUCCAGGGUCCAAAUAAUUCAGCAGAAUAUAAACCAGCAGGUGUAAUUAGUGCUAAUGUAUAUAAUUGUCUAAAGACUUGUGUUUUAUGCAUGCAGAUCUCAAUACUUCACACAGGUUUGUAUGGGUGUAAAGCAUAUGUAUUCUCUGUUAGAUCUUAAUAUCUACAGGAUUAGAAAUUGUGAUUAGGGAAUUUAUUAAUAAGGGAAAGCCUAAUAAAUAUACAUUACUAUUGAAUAUAGUUCUAAUAGGAUAAUAUUACAGGUGUACAAAAACAUGGAAAAAAAAAGUUGACUUGAGAGUAUAUAUGUAAUUCUGACAAGUGGUUAAUGCCUAUAGUUAUAACUGAAAUUAUAUUUUAGGCAGUAUAUAUUUUUUAAAAAUGUGCACAUAUUUUCAAGUAUUCGGGUCUCUGCUCAUGUGAAGUCCUUGUUUUCCAGGAUUCUUUGGCAGCAUUUGUGGUUUCUCACAUAGUUGCAUUUAUGUUUUGUUUCCUUUAUUGCAGUUUUUUCCCUUUUUUUAAUGAUUGCCAAGUAUAAAACAUUUGUAAAUUGUUUAUAUAACAUUUAUAUGUUUGUAUAUUCAAUCCUUAUAGUGUGUUUUCCAUCUGUAUGUACAGCUAUUUUGUAAAUUUUAAUCAUACUGUUUGAGUUGUCACUGAAUAUUGGCAUGAAAUGGUUAAUUUUUACUAAGCACAAUGUAUUUUUGAAUGGACCUUGUAAAACACGUCUUUAUAAAAAUGCAAAUUUUUGCACUAAAA